Messenger RNA from Penicillium cinerascens, 429 nucleotides. RefSeq names its product alpha/beta-hydrolase. Bases 1 to 429 code for a protein of 142 amino acids. The transcript has a single exon. The record is from RefSeq and is a predicted model, not a curated record. NCBI's taxonomy places the organism in Eukaryota, Fungi, Ascomycota, Eurotiomycetes, Eurotiales, Aspergillaceae.
AUGAACCAGUCUACCACUAUACUCUUCGUCCCAGGCGCCUGGCACACAAAUCUGACUGCUAUGAUCCCGUUGUGCAACGCCUCGAAGCAGUCGGCUACAAGACCGACAAGGUCCAUUUACCCACCAGUGGACCCGCCAACACACUAUUUAGACUUCAGCGCAGAUGUUUCCCGUAUUCGAGCGCAAUCGAGCACGCCGUCAAUGAAGGGCGGGAUGUGGUCGUGGUUGCGCACUCUUACGGCGGCCUGCCCUCGAAUGAGAGCUAUAAAAGGACUCGAUAUCAACACGCGCCAGAAAGUGGGUCUGACUGGCGGUGUUACCCAUCUGUUCUUCUGCUGCUCAUUUGUCAUUGCUGAAGGGCAAUCCCUCAUCAGUGCCUUCGGUGGUAAUGACCUCCCAUGGUUCAGGGUAUCGGAUGAUAAGGUGUGA